Molecule: messenger RNA, 1052 nt
Organism: Lobosporangium transversale
Lineage: Eukaryota; Fungi; Mortierellomycota; Mortierellomycetes; Mortierellales; Mortierellaceae
Product: ribonuclease H-like domain-containing protein
Exons: 5
Coding region: 170-958 (262 amino acids)
Biological process (GO): DNA replication, removal of RNA primer
Molecular function (GO): magnesium ion binding; nucleic acid binding; RNA-DNA hybrid ribonuclease activity
Source: RefSeq, a predicted model, not a curated record
GUGUGUCAAAUUACUACUUUAUGGGCCUAUUUUUUAAUUUUUUUUCUUUCCUUUCUUUUCAUUGCAUGUUAAGGCUCCUCCCUAUAAUCAUCAUGCCCAAAGCAUCUAAAGCACCCGCAAAAGGUUUCUACGCUGUUCAUGUCGGAAAGACCAAAGGCAUUUACUUUACAUGAUACACCUUAUCACUGUUAUGACAAAUAGGCCAGAAUGUGAGAAGCAGGUCAAAGGAUUUAUCGGUGCCAAGUAUAAGAAGUUUGAGACCCAAAAAGAAGCAGAGGAAUUUGUCAAAAACGGUCCCAAAGCAUACACAAAACCUUCAUACAAAGCAGCUGUAGGAUCAUCAAGUGCUAGGCCAUCGCCCUAUAACGCCGCUGCAUCCUCAUCAAAAGCUUCAGGGGCUUCUUCAUCAUCUAAUACAGCCACAACAUCAACGUCAACUGGAACAGAGAGUAGUAAAGAUCAUCGUAUAGUUAACGGUGUCCGAGUCAUAUCAGAUGCAAUUGUAGCAUACACUGAUGGCAGCUCACUUGGGAAUGGCAAAUCGAAUUCACGAGCAGGAGUAGGAGUCUUCUUUGGGGUGAAUGACCCUAGAAAUGUGAGCGAAAGACUGGAUGGAGAUCUUCAAACUAAUCAGAGAGCAGAGCUGACUGCUGCACUCAGAGCACUGGAAGUGUGUGGAAGCGACACUGCACCACUCGAGAUCAGAACAGACAGCAUGUAUACCAUAAACAUUGUAACAAAGUGGGCUGAGAGCUGGAUUAAGAAUGACUGGAAGCGCGGUGAUGGUGGUAGUGUACAGAAUCGCGAUAUAAUCGAACCUCUUAUUAACAAAGUCAAGAGUCGGCCUGGCCCUAUCAAAUGGGUGUUUGUUAAGGGACAUGCCGGCACAUUCGGAAACGAAAUGGCAGACAAGUUGGCCAACUCUGGUGCCAUCCUACCCAAGCCUUCUGCUAUGUGAAUCCACAUCUUCAUUACAACAACAAUAUAUUUAUAACAUUACUGGAUAAAAGCCUCUAGACAAGCAAAGCAUACGCUUGUGCCCAUAAUAUGCC